This is a messenger RNA of Recurvomyces mirabilis, 888 nucleotides long. RefSeq names its product phosphatidylinositol-binding protein scs2 (gene SCS2). The coding region runs from base 1 to 888 and encodes 295 amino acids. Gene Ontology annotation, cellular component: plasma membrane; endoplasmic reticulum membrane. NCBI's taxonomy places the organism in Eukaryota, Fungi, Ascomycota, Dothideomycetes, Mycosphaerellales, Teratosphaeriaceae. The transcript has 3 exons. Gene Ontology annotation, molecular function: FFAT motif binding. Gene Ontology annotation, biological process: endoplasmic reticulum membrane organization. The record is from RefSeq and is a predicted model, not a curated record.
AUGCUGGAUCUUAGCCCUCCUAAAUUGGGCUUCCGCCGUCCCUUCACACACGAAGUCUCCCAGGUCCUCCGCCUCCAUAAUCCUAGCAGCGAUCCGGUAGCCUUCAAGGUCAAGACCACCGCGCCUAAACAAUACUGUGUACGCCCCAACUCCGGCCGCAUCGAGCCAGGUCGCGAUGUCGAAGUCCAAGUGCUUCUCCAAGCCAUGAAAGAGGACCCACCACCAGACACCCGCUGCCGUGACAAGUUCCUCGUCCAAUCCGUCGCGAUCUCCCCCGAGAACAACACCGGCAACGUCACCCAGAUAUGGUCGAACAUCGAGCAGACGGCCAAGAGUAGCAUACAGGAGAAGAAGAUACGUGUCAGUUUCCUGCCAGAGGAUGGCUCAGCAGGUUACGACAAUAUGUCAGCCGCGGGCAUGAGCACGAAUGGGCUAUCGCACCACGAGGAUGAGCCGCCGGCGUACUCAUCUCCUUCGCCCUUGGCUGUGACACCUCAGCGCAGUGCUCAAGGCCCGAUCUCCACACCUGCCGAUAAGCCGCUUGAUGCCAAGAACCGUGGCGACGCGAUGAAUGAUGCCCAUAACCCAGCAACAAACCCAGCAUCAGGACAGUCCACUCUCGGGGCCGCCGCUGCAUCCAUUGCUUCCGUGAUUCCGACUUCGCAGGCCGACCUACAGAAGUCUCUCGAGGCCGCCAACGCUCAGAUCAAGAGACUGCAGGAGCAGGCAUCGGAAGGUUUGAGGCAACGGAAGAUCACGGCGGAUGGGCAGGAGAAGAGUAGUAUCGCCACGAGCAUGCAGAAUGCGCCUGCGCCUGGUGGUGUGCCGGUUCAGAUAGUGGCUGGAUUGUGCUUGCUGUGCUUCUUGAUCGCCUAUCUGUUGUUCUGA